This is a messenger RNA of Effrenium voratum, 825 nucleotides long. The record is from the annotation of a GenBank genome assembly. NCBI's taxonomy places the organism in Eukaryota, Dinophyceae, Suessiales, Symbiodiniaceae.
CCUCGCCUUCCGGAUCCGGAAAUUUCUGUUGAGAGACUCGUGGCGCCGGCAUCGCCAUGGCCACGGGGGACGUGGUGCCGAGACCGCCGGAGCACGUCCGCUGCAAGAACUUUGGGUGCAACAAGUACUUUGACCCUAGAUGUGCAGAUCAGACAACGUGCGUCCACCACAGGUUACCGCCUGUUUUCCACGAAACUGCCAAAUACUGGGCAUGCUGCCCAGACAAAAAGGCGUACGACUGGGAUGAGUUCAUGAAGAUCCCAGGCUGUCAAACAGGUCACUGCACGGAUGUGACCAAGGACAAGAAGUUCCUUGGAGGUGCGGACCUGCGUGCAGAGAACGCACCCAAGCGCCUAGAUGACGAAGUUCCAGUGGAUCCCCGGAAGAAGCUGGACCGCUUUGACCGCUUUGAGCGCUUUGAGCACGUUGGCUUCGUUUCCCUCGUGGGUUCGGGCGGAUUUGGCUGCAGGACAAGCUCAGAGAAGGUGCCGGCGGACGACUUCGACCGCGCCUGGGGCCGCCUCUCGGCUCAGCUCGGGGACCGAACGGCUGCGAGAUGCGGGAGAUCGCUAUGGAAAGCUUUCAAGUUCCUCGGAUAGGACUUGAGCCUCGUCGUCCAACGGAUGAACCAGCUCUUCACAGAUGUGCUGCAAAAUGCGGACACCGAUGAUGUGAAUCUGCCAGAUUGAGCCCAAAAUGGCACACCGAGCUGUAUGUGACAGCUGGCAAUAUGGAGGCUUGGCCCAAAGUGGGGGCACCCACGGUGUUGCUUGCCUCCAGAUUGUCGCACGGCUCCAGCUUGCAAGCCAUAGACCUAGUCAGGAG